Messenger RNA from Racocetra persica, 509 nucleotides. Lineage: Eukaryota; Fungi; Glomeromycota; Glomeromycetes; Diversisporales; Gigasporaceae. The record is from the annotation of a GenBank genome assembly.
ACAAAGAUUAUGAAAAUUCAUUGUUUCGUCUUUGCGUUCCUUCCACUAUUCUUGUCCACAACUUCAAUUGUUUUUUGUGACAAGUCGGCACAACAAUAUUUUGACGAAGGGAAUGAAUUCUUUGCUGACCAAAAGUACGACGAAGCUGUGAAAAGCUUUGUUGCCGCUAUUAAUCAAAAUCCAAAUGACUAUUUAUAUUAUUUUAAGCGUGCUUUAACGUACUUGGCUUUAGAAAGAAGAUCAUUAAGUGAAGCUAAAGCCGAUUUGAAACAAUACCUACAAAAAAACGAACAAGAUAUUGAAGGUCAAAAAUUGCUUGUAUCAGUUAAUUCAGCAGAGACCCAUAUAAAUACAGCUGAAGACGCUAUUAAGUCUGAGAGUCAUGAUGCGUGUAUAGAAAACAUUUUCAAGGCGAUAAAAAUUUCGCCACAUUCUCCACGUCUAAGGUUAACUAGAGCACAAUGCCAUUUAGCAAAGGGAGAAGUGGAAGAGGGUGUUCGGGACUUGUC